CUGCAGUCGGACCGAGCAGCUGGCAGCAGCUCUAGGACCACGUGGGGAAUGAAAGUGUACCUGCUCCGGUGCCUUCUUAUUGGUCCAUUGGUGAUUAACAGGAUUGGCUGUAAGUAGCUUUAGAUGAUGUUGAAGUCGACGAAGAGCUUUUUUUGAAGCAGAAAGUGCGAAGAUAGUGGGAAACAUGAGAUCGAGUUAAAGCUCAAGCUAGCAAUCAGGUCUGUGGAAAUACCUGUGCUGUCAUCCACACAUCUGCUUCAUAAUGGAACAUAGCGGGUUUCAAGCAUCAGUUGCAGCCAUGUGUCAUCAUGUAGAAGAAGUAAAGCAGCACAAAGACACACAGGAAGUACAAGCCAUACCCUGUGAGUGAGAGUCCAUCAUGAGUCAGAGAAGAUGUCUGCAGUCCUGUCUGGUACUGGAUCAUCUGGAAAACGGACCAAGCUUCUGACCACUCUGUGCACUUACAAAAUGUAUAACUCUGGAAAUGACCUAAUUCAGGCAGAAUGAGCUCAUAGUGAUAAGCGAUUCGCCGCCACACUGUUGAUGGAAAAGAUUAGCACAUGGGCUCAUAUUGUGACCCGAAGGUGUGACAUUACAUGAGGCUUUGGAGUACUUUCAUGUUAGAGGCAGAGAUGUUGCGCCGUGGACUGCUAGCCUGGGUGUCUCGUGUAGGGGGCAUCCUGGUGCUGCUCUGCUGUUCACUGUCACUCCUGUACGUGAUGACCUGCAGCCCACCCCACUCUGAUGACCCUCCCAUGAGUCAUGCUCUGCCCAGGGCGGCACACAGCCUCACAAGCAUGGGGGGCACUCGACCAGGCGUAAGGACAGGGACUGGAGGGACUGGGGUUGUGGGAGCAGUACCCCCACAGAGUGGUGGUCCAGUAGUUGUGCAGUCUUAUCAAGCACUUCUCACAGAACGAGAGGAGCAGCAUCGAUUUCACAUCUCUUCUUUGAAAAAGCAGAUAGCCCAACUGAAAGAGGCAUUGCAGGAGCGCAGUCAGCAGCUCAAAGGGGUGCAGGAGAGUCUGAAGAAGGGACUAACAGAGGGGCAGGAGGUUGGGGCCAGGUCAAAUGGAGGAGGAGAGGGACAGGGGGCAAAGAGUCAGCAGACAGACAUUCAGGAGUUUCUCAAAAGCCAGCUGUCCAAGGCGGAGGUGAGCAGUGGGAGCAGGUUCCCCAGUGAGUAUGCAGUGGUGCCCUUUGAGAGCUUUACGCUGCAGAGGGUCUACCAGCUAGAGAUGGGUCUGACGCGACACCCAGAGGAGAAGCCAGUCAGGCGGGACAAGAGGGAUGAGCUUGUGGAGGUCCUAGAACUGGCUCUACAAAGUUUAAACACACCAGUUCAACAAGAGGGGAAGACACAAAACAACAAAGUGUACACACCCUCAGACUUCAUGGAGGGUAUUACACGCACAGAAAGAGACAAGGGGACACUGUAUGAGCUGACUUUCAGAGGAGAUGGGGCUCAUGAGUUCAGACGCCUGGUGCUGUUCCGACCAUUUGGACCUCUCAUGAAGGUGAAGAACGAGAGAGUGGAUACAAUAAACGCUCCCAUAAACAUCAUCGUCCCUCUGUCCCGGCGUGCUGACAAGUUCAAACAGUUCAUGCAGAACUUCAGGGAAGUCUGUGUGCGGCAGGACGGCCGCGUGCAUCUGACUGUGGUGUAUUUUGGCAACGAUCAGAUUAAUGAAGUCCGUAGCAUUCUGGAGAACACAUCCAGGGAAGUAAGCUUUAAGAACUACACACUGCUGCACCUCAAUGAGGAGUUUUCCAGAGGAAGAGGACUAGACUUUGGGGCCCGAGCCUGGAAAGGAGGCAAUGUCCUGCUGUUCUUCUGUGAUGUAGACAUCUAUUUCACUGCUGACUUCCUCAACACCUGCAGACUCAACACACAGCCUGGUAAAAAGGUCUUCUACCCAGUGUUGUUCAGUCAGUACAACCCCGCUCUCAUCUACGGAAGCACUGAACAUGUCCCACCUGUCGAGCAACAGCUGGUUAUAAAGAAAGAUACAGGCUUCUGGAGAGACUUUGGCUUUGGCAUGACUUGUCAAUACAGAUCUGACUUCAUCAGCAUAGGGGGCUUUGACAUCGAUAUCAAAGGGUGGGGAGGAGAGGAUGUCCACCUGUACAGAAAGUACCUCCAUAGUAACCUGCUGGUGGUGCGUGCUCCGUCACGUGGACUGUUCCAUCUGUGGCAUGAGAAGCACUGCACUGAUGAGUUGCCCCCAGACCAGUACCGUAUGUGCAUGCAGUCCAAGGCCAUGAAUGAAGCCUCGCACGGACAGCUAGGCAUGCUCUUCUUCAGGCAUGAGAUUGAAGCCCACCUCCGUAAACAAAACCAGCAACAGAGCCCCAAAAAAUCAUGAAGACCUCCAUCACUACUAAAUUUGUAAUUUUAUUAACUAUUUCCAACAAGAGUAUGCUGUCACCUAAAAACAUUGUUACACAAUACCAUGCUCUCAUAUUUUACACCCCAAAAAUGUAUAAUGCUACAAAUAACACAGAGCCCACGUUCUGUGUAUCUCAAGAACUGAGCUAUAUUGUGGCUUCUGGUGACCAACAGUGCCACCCAGUGGACUGAAACGUGGCAUGCAGCACCUCUUGUUUAUUGUUCUGUAUUUAUGUUUCUACAUUUUGUUUGUAUGUUUUAUUUCACUGGAAAGUGUUACAUAAUGGUGGUUGAUGUGACUACUAUUUGUAUAUUUUCUAAAGGUAGGAAACUAGUUAGAAUGUAAUUUGUUUUUGUUUUAUAGCUAUUUGUUAUAUUUCUGUUUCAUUGUUACUUGUAUAUCUACAUCUCUAACAAAACACACACAUCCAGCUCAUUGGCUAUAAAAGGCUAUAUAAGAUAAUGUUUUUGAAAUGUGCAAUAACAAAAAAAUGAAUUUCGUGAAUAAGUGUACAAGCACUUCAGACUAGACAGAGACAAAAAUAUUGUUUUAGAGCCUAGAAUAACCAAAGACAUUAAAAGUGGCACUUUCUUUGCUAUAUUUGAUUAUCAUGAAGUAGACUGUACUGUAUUUUAUUUCAAGUAAGAG
Molecule: messenger RNA, 3038 nt
Organism: Boleophthalmus pectinirostris (great blue-spotted mudskipper)
Lineage: Eukaryota; Metazoa; Chordata; Actinopteri; Gobiiformes; Gobiidae
Gene: csgalnact1a
Product: chondroitin sulfate N-acetylgalactosaminyltransferase 1a
Exons: 8
Coding region: 597-2366 (589 amino acids)
Cellular component (GO): Golgi cisterna membrane
Molecular function (GO): glucuronosyl-N-acetylgalactosaminyl-proteoglycan 4-beta-N-acetylgalactosaminyltransferase activity
Source: RefSeq, a predicted model, not a curated record